This is a messenger RNA of Danaus chrysippus (African queen), 318 nucleotides long. The record is from the annotation of a GenBank genome assembly. NCBI's taxonomy places the organism in Eukaryota, Metazoa, Arthropoda, Insecta, Lepidoptera, Nymphalidae.
AUGUUUGGACCGAGUCAUCAUCGGCGCGGCGCGCGUGAGGUCGCGAUGUGCGUUCGUCAAAUAUUUAAUGACGGAGGUGAGUGCGGCGGCGUCACCUCUCCUCACCGCUCCGGUGCACCUCGUAUUAGUAUGCCGCGCCACAAUAACCGAACACGAAUCACAAAAGAUUUCCGGAGCGCGACUCUCACAAGGGAUGAAAGCCAACAUUGUGUAAUCAGAAGGGCCGCAACACGACCGCACCCCCCCCCCCCCCCCUCCGCCCCUCCCCCCUACCCGGCUCGUGUCGAACACGGCUUCAUCAACAGAAGCCCUUUCUAG